CCAUUCCUCCACCCACUGGGCAGGAGGAGCAGCCGGGAUGAACUUGUCUCGGUACCUGUUUAAAGGAGCCGCCGCUCGCGGGACAGGUGAACGUUUGUUUUUACGUCCUGGAAAAGUUUUCUAGAAAAAAAAGGGUCGGAGGGGGGCUGAAUUCUAGGAGUAUUGAGAAGAAGGGUCUAUUGGAGGGACUGGAGCGCGUGAACACAGACAUGCGGAAACUACAGAAGAAGCGAAGCCCUUUUGGAUUUUAGAACCCCCCCGGGCCGGGCAGCACGUCUCGGGAGGAGGGAGGAAAUGACACCCAGACGCCCGCUGGGACUACUUUGCUAUGCAUCGGCCGGUUUUUGCAGCGUUCCGUGGAAGUAGCGGCGGUUUCGGUGCGUGCGCGUGUGUGUAAGUGCGUGUGGGACCCGAGUCCACCAUGUCCAAAGCGCUCCAGAGGAGGAACCACUGGAGCACCAAAGUGAACCAGUGCCUGGUGGCGCGCAAUGCGCGCGGGGAGCUAAACGUGCGUCUCCGCGGCGGAGCGGAGAACGGAGAGUUCCCGUACGUCGGGCGGGUGGAGGAGGACGCGGUUUACCGGGACGGCGGACUGCGGGUGGGGGAGCUGCUCCUGGAGGUGGAGGGGCUCCCAGUGUCCGGAUUACCCCUCUAUGACAUUUAUAAUGUGAUGACGUGCUGCAGGGGGCCCGUCCGGUUAAAAACUGUGCGUCAAGGUCACAAGCUCAACAAGGACCUGAAGCACUACCUGAGCCUGAGGUUCCAGAAGUCCUCCCCCGACCACGAGCUGCAGAAGACCAUCCGGGCCAAUCUGUAUCGCCACGCCGUGCCUUGUACGACCCGCCCCCCUCGAGACGGAGAGGUCCCCGGGGUGGACUACAACUUCCUGUCCGUGGAGGACUUCCUGGAACUCGAGGACAGCGGCACACUGCUGGAAGUUGGAACGUAUGACGGUAACUACUACGGGACCCCCAAGCCGCCGAGGCAGCCCGUCGGCGGGACAGUGAUCGUCGGCGAUGCCGGCUCCCAGCAGUCCACCCCGAAGCGCACCAAGUCCUACAAUGACAUGCAACACGCCCGCGUAGUGCCCGCUGAGCACGACGAUGACGACCAGGCCUCGGAAAUGAACAACAGUUUUACAGGAUCUUUAGUGCGUAGCCUCUUUCCCUCUCCUCUGCUGUGCGCAGGUAACCCCAGCGAGCAGGACGAGAGCCGCGGCGGCGGCGCCCUCCGGCCAUACCCCGCCCGCGACAACGCUCCCUCCUGCGGUCUGAACAAUGCGGCCGCCUGCACCGCCGAGAGCGGGCAGCAGACGCUGGCGGAGCCGCAGGUGUCCCCCGAGGAGCCGCAGGGCGCGCUGCCCGACAACUGGGAGAUGGCGUACACGGAGAGCGGCGAGCUCUACUUCAUAGACACGGCAAAGGCACGCCACCCGGACACGGCUGUGUGUUUUCAGAGCUUCCACAACACGAAGACCACGUCAUGGAUGGACCCGCGGUGCAGGGACAAAGCCUCGCGGCCGCCGGAGGACUGUGACGACGAUGAAGAGGGGAUACAUUCGGAGGAGUUGGAGACGGAUCUGGAGCUGCCCCCGGGAUGGGAAAGGAUAGAAGACCCGGUGUACGGCGUGUACUAUGUAGAUCACAUCAACAGGAAGACCCAGUACGAGAACCCGGUGGUGGAGGCGCGGCGUCGCAAAAUCCUGGAGCAGCAGCAGCCGCCGCCACAGCAGCCGCAGCCGCAGCCUCCAGAAGGUGAGCGGUAUAUCCGAGAGUGGAUCGAGGAGCACUCGGCGGCGGCGGCUCCCUUAGCGAACUACGCGCCGAACCACCUGGAGACCUACAGGGACCCACAGGCCCCGCCCACUCUACCUCCCAUCCCCACGGGGGCCAAACGAGGGAAGCCUUUCUUCACGAGAAACCCGGCGGAGCUGAAAGGAACCUUCAUCAGCACCAAGCUGAAGAAGAGCCGCCGCGGCUUCGGCUUCACCGUCGUCGGGGGCGACGAGCCGGAUGAGUUCCUGCAGAUCAAAAGCCUGGUGCUGGACGGGCCUGCAGCCGUGGAUGGAAAGAUGGAGACAGGCGACGUCAUUGUCAGUGUGAACGACACCAUCGUGUUGGGCUACACCCACGCGCAGGUGGUGAAGAUCUUCCAGUCCAUCCCCAUCGGAUCCAUGGUGGACCUGGCCCUGUGCCGCGGCUACCCGCUGCCCUUCGACCCCGACGAUCCCAACACCAGCUUGGUGACCUCGGUGGCGAUCGUGGACAAGGAGCCGAUCAUCGUCAACGGGCAGGAGGCGUUCGACUCGCCCUCCAGCAGGGCCGGGCCCGCCAACGGGAUGAGGGAGGCGCGCUCGCGCAGCCCCUCCGAGGCGGCGUCCAACAGCUCGCACGGCUACUCCAGCGACGUGGUCAACCUGGCCUCGUCCAUCGCCACGCAGCCGGAGCUCAUCACCAUCCACAUGGAGAAGGGCGACAAGGGCUUCGGCUUCACCAUCGCCGACAGCCUGACCGGCGGAGGCCAGAGGGUCAAGCAGAUAGUGGACUACCCGCGCUGCCGCGGCCUGAAGGAGGGGGACAUUCUGAUGGAGGUCAACAAGAGGAACGUCCAGAACAUGAGUCACAAUCAGGUGGUGGACCUGCUGAGCAAAUGUCCCCGGGGCAGCGAGGUCACCAUGCUGGUGCAGAGAGGAGUGGUGGCAGCCAAGAGGAGUCCAAAGCUGGUGCACCAGUUGGAGAGGAAGGACAGCCAGAGCAGCUCCCAGCACAGCGUGUGCAGCCAUCGCAGCGCCCACACAGACUCCCCCGGCCACCCGCCCUGUGCCAUGCCCGGAGAGGCUGUGGCCCCCACCCCGGCUGCCCCCACCCAGCCCCUGCCGGGCCUGCCCCCCCACGACCCCGCGGACGGCAACCUCACCCUGCAGAAGAAGCCGGACCCCUUUAAGAUCUGGGCGCAGUCGAGGAGCAUGUACGAAAGCCGACUGCCGGAUUCACAGGAGCAGGACAUUUUCCUCUGGCGGAAGGACACAGGCUUCGGCUUUCGCAUCCUGGGAGGAAAUGAGCCCGGGGAGCCUAUCUACAUCGGCCACAUAGUGAAGUACGGCGCGGCGGACGAGGACGGCCGCCUGCGGUCAGGCGACGAGCUCAUCUGCGUGGACGGAACGGCGGUGGUGGGCAAGUCCCACCAGCUGGUGGUGCAGCUGAUGCAGCAGGCCGCCAAACAGGGCCACGUCAACCUCACCGUCAGGCGCAAGUCGGCGGCAUACGGAGUGUCGAAAGGAGAGGGCGACGUACCCCCGUCGCCGGCCUCUUCCCACCACAGCAGCACGCAGGCGCCGAGCCUGACGGAGGGCAAGCGGACCCCCCAGGGGAGCCAGAACUCUCUCAACACCGUCAGCUCCGGCAGCGGCUCCACCAGCGGCAUCGGCAGCGGCGGCGGAGGCGGCAGCGGCAGCACGGUAGUGCCGGCCUCCCUGCAGCCGUACGACGUGGAGAUCCAGCGCGGGGAGAACGAGGGCUUCGGCUUCGUCAUCGUGUCGUCCGUGUCCAGGCCCGACGCCGGCACCACCUUCGCCGGAAAUGCCUGCGUGGCCAUGCCCCACAAAAUAGGACGCAUCAUCGAGGGCAGCCCGGCGGACCGCUGCGGGAAGCUGAAGGUCGGCGACCGGAUUUUGUCCGUCAACUGCUGCUCCAUCACCAACAAGUCGCACUCGGACAUCGUCAACCUGAUCAAAGAAGCCGGGAACACGGUGUCGCUCCGGAUCAUCCCAGGUGAUGAAUCUUCCAAUGCUUCUCUGCUGACUAAUGCUGAGAAGAUCGCCACCAUCACCACCACACACACACCUCAACAGACAACCGAGUCACGGAACAACUCAAAGUCAAAAGGAGCUCCUCCCCCUCCGCCCACACACAGUCAGGACGCCGAGUUCUAUUCCGUGGACCUGGAGCGGGACAGCAAAGGCUUCGGCUUCAGCCUGAGAGGGGGACGGGAGUACAGCAUGGACCUGUACGUGUUGAGACUAGCGGAGGACGGGGCGGCUGUCAGAAACGGCAAGAUGAGGGUGGGGGACGAGAUCCUGGAGAUCAACGGGGAGAGCACAAAGAACAUGAUGCACUCGCGCGCCAUCGAGCUGAUCAAGAACGGCGGUCGGAGGGCGCGGCUCGUCCUCAAGCGGGGGGACGGAUCUGUCCCCGAGUAUGACGGCAGCAGUGACGGGCACCCUGCCGCACCCGGGGCACAAAACACUCCGGAAGUGAGAACGCUGCCGCCUAACAGCCGAUAUCACACCUCAUCGGAGUCCAGUUAUCCACCAGACCUUCACAAACCAUCACGCCAGGAGGAGGCUGCGCGUGGCCGGGACAGGGAGAGGGCCGGGUCAGAGCAGACGGACUACCAUGGUCGGCAAUUUAACCCCCACCAUCAUCACACCUGGAAUAACAAUCACAGUCAAAGCACCCCCAGACAGCCGUCUCCAGACAACAGUUACAGCAGCGGCAAGAAGAGCCGAGGCCGCAAGGUCAAGAAGUCUGAGUCGGAGAGCGGCAUCUCCAAACUCCUGAAGACUCUGAGGAAAGACAGCUCGGGGAAGAAGGCCGCCGCCGCCCAGAAGCUCAGGGGGCGGGAGCCCUCGGGCAGCAGCUCCACCUUGGACGGAAGGUUUCGCCAGCAGCGCCGCGGCUCCCUCGACCGCUCGCCCACGCCCAAGCGGGCCCCGUCCCCGGACCGCCGGCGGGCCAAGUCCAUGGACCGCAGGGCGCACCGGGACCGCACGCCCGAGAGGGAGCGUGACGACGGCGGGUUCCUCGCCGUCAUGCCCGAGCGGCGGCUCCACGAGCGGCGGCUCCUCAAGAACGGGGAUUCCUCGCCUCCGGGCAGGGGCCGCGCCUGCGACAGGGCGUCCGCCAAGAACGCCAACCUCCUGAGGGACUCCUCCCCGGAGAGGGCGGAGGAGCGGUGGCCGACCAACGGGACCCCGCAGCGGCGUUGCCGGGCGGAGCGGGACUCUUCCCCCGACAGCAGCUACAGCCGGGACGAGCCGAGCUUCGCGCCGCCCCCCCGGCCGGUGGACUACUUCGGCGCGAUGAAGAACAACAACGCGGCGGGCCACAAGAACAACGCGGCGGUCCGCGGCGCCCACCAGCUCCCCGAGCCCAAGAGGAGGCUGUACAAAGAAAGCCCCGAAGACCUCAGCAUCUAGCGCCUCCCUCUCCUCUAUCUGUGCAGACUUUGUACAACACACUGGACUUCUGAGGAUACUAAAACUCUUUGUGUUUCACCUGGUCCACCGGUUUAUUGGUUGAUUUGAUCUACUCAACUACUCGUGAUCCCAUCCAGAGAUUCAUAGAACAGCAGGAAUUCAGUCCUUCCAUCAAUUCAUGCUGGUUGUUUUUUGUCAUUGUUAUAGUUAUUUUGAACAUAACCAGAGGUUGAUGUACUAUUGUAAAGGUAUUGUCUGUGCCUGCAUAUAAAAUCAGUGAUAUUGCUUUUUGUAGGCAUUUGCUGAAUCUAAAUAUUUGUUCGCUGAGAGGUGAAAUGAAACAAUGCUUCCAGUUGUGAAAUCUUCUAAGCUUGUUUUCAACUUGUAUUUAAUUUUUUUUUUUUUUUUAGAUGUCUGUUUCAUUCCUGAAUUGCUUCACUGAACAAACGAUAGCACAAGAGCCGCGAAAGUCACGUUCAGGCAGAGAAGAAAUUCUAAAUUUAAGAUCUGACAGUGAAAGCAGAGUAAUAAUUAUAUAAAUAAUAUGUGACUUUGUGUCCCUUAUUUUAUUUUUUAAAUUGGCACAUAUCCUGAGCGAGCUUCAUUCCUUGAAGGCCUGAGGAAGACGAGCACACUGAAGGAGAGCAUGCUGUACCUUUUACUUUGUGUCGCACCCUUGAACUCGACGGCAGCUCCAGCCUCCGACAAACACGAUCACACCACCGGUGACCAAACUGGCAAACGGCGUUAUUAUUUUCUCCCCAAAAUAGCUUCUCGCGGUCGGUCGGCGUGUGCCGACGUACCGGCGGAAGGAACCUGGCUCGCUUUUACUUCACGGCUGAAAGUUCUAGAUUCUCUGUAGCGGGAAAAAUUAGAGAAAUCUGAAUUCGUUGCUCUUGACGAGUCGGCAUUACGCCACAAAACCAGCGUCCAGCUGCCGUAACACACGACUCCUUCCAACCCCCCCCCAAAAAAAGAGUGUAAAUUCCCCCUGUGCAAGGUGCAUCUGUGAAAUGAAGUGUAGUUGAACUCCUUCCUCUUGUAGCUGUGAGCGGGAAUGAGGAACAUGAGGAACGCAGUGAUUGUUGGCCUCGCCCUCGUGUUGCCGUCGACGACACAAAGAGCUGACGUGGUGAUAAAGUCGACCGACCUGCCGCGCUGAGCCAAGCCGAGCCGUGCUGAGCCACGCCGUCACGCCACUGGAGUCUGACUGCUGCUUUAUGAUGUGUUUUGUGUGUAUUCUCUGUUUUAUGUUUCAUUAAAGAACUAAAAUAUAUUGGGAUAAAAAAAACCCCCACCACAAACGCAUUGUUUGAUCACUGAUGUCGCCAUGGUACUGUAUUAACAAAACAACGAAAAAGAAGAAAAAAAGGAACACAUUUAUGAAGUUAACCUGUUGGCCAUCACCUGUAAAGAUUUUUUUUUCCCAAUGUAACUAUUAGGAACCUUUCAAGGAAUAAAAUGUUGCCUUUUUCUUGUACAAAAGAGAAAUUUAUGGAAAACCUCAGCAGUGAGGAAUGUGAUAUUGUGUUUAUAUCUCUGAAAUGGACCUGAUGAUUUAUGGGAAAUAUGUUGAUUUACUCUGGAUCAGGUAUGUAAAGACGUUUUAAAAAUGAAAGUCUGUAUUUGGUCGAUCAGAAACUGUUUGAUGGUUUGAAUCUCUCUCGAUGGUUAGCCUGCCUUUGUAUUAUAAAGCACUUGUAUGCAGUCUGUGUUCUUCAAGCAUUAUUUCUUGCAAUGUGCUCCGGACACAAUGCUGUCUCUGUGUUGAUGAAAGCAGUACAUGUAUAUGGGCCAAUCUUUUUUAUAAAACUAUGCAUAUAUAAAUACUACAUUGUUCAUAGCUUUAUUUGACCCAUGAAGCUAUACAUAACAUUAGUCUAAGUACAAGUAGAUGUGGACUUAUCCAGCUUCUUUCCUUGAGAUGGAUUACGAUGUAUAUGUAGCUAUCAAAAGAAGUCUGUGAAUGCUAUUUUUAUUAUCAAAUAAAGUUUUCCAUACAAAUUCAAAAGGAUUUCAUAUUU
Messenger RNA from Pungitius pungitius (ninespine stickleback), 7221 nucleotides. Its product is annotated as membrane-associated guanylate kinase, WW and PDZ domain-containing protein 1-like. Bases 422 to 5197 code for a protein of 1591 amino acids. NCBI's taxonomy places the organism in Eukaryota, Metazoa, Chordata, Actinopteri, Perciformes, Gasterosteidae. Gene Ontology annotation, biological process: signal transduction. The record is from RefSeq and is a predicted model, not a curated record. Gene Ontology annotation, cellular component: cytoplasm; cell-cell junction. The transcript is spliced from 24 exons. Gene Ontology annotation, molecular function: protein binding.